Phytophthora sojae is the source of this 720-nucleotide messenger RNA. RefSeq lists its product as hypothetical. The transcript has a single exon. Gene Ontology annotation, molecular function: protein-containing complex binding. The record is from RefSeq and is a predicted model, not a curated record. Lineage: Eukaryota; Oomycota; Peronosporomycetes; Peronosporales; Peronosporaceae. Bases 1 to 720 code for a protein of 239 amino acids.
AUGGUGGCCGUAAAGUCGAGAAGCGGGGCCUGGUGUGGCGCAUUCCAACCAGUAAUUAUCACGACAGUAAAGCUCGGCGCUGGAGUUAUCGUCGUGGCUCACUACUUAGCGUGUCUAUUGCGAGGACUUCACUUGGCGGACAACUUCAACCUUUUGGCUGAAUCAAGUACCCUAUCAGCGCUUUACACAACAAACCUCCGGCAUGUUAUGGUGGGGAUGUUUGGGGGUGGCGAUGGGGGAGACCACUGCGUGAAGGACUCGUUCUGCAUCUUCCUCGUGCUUGUGGGUCUGCUGAUCAUGGCCCUCGUCGUUAGUAGAAUGGCUGCCGUGGUCAUGGAUUUGCAAUUCACCAGUGACAAAAAGUACACACAAAACUUGCGUCUUCUCACCUGCAGAAUGGACAAAUUGAAACUACCGUCAGAACUUCGGGGUCGAAUACAUCGAUACUAUGACCACGUUUGGAACGAGUACGACUCAAUGGAUGGAGACAUCAUGGAAUUCACGAGUCGGCUGCCUCGUCCUUUGGCAUUGGAGGUGCUACUUCAUCGGUACUUGGAUCUCGUUAGUGGACUCGAAUUCUGGGAGGAUUGCAGUCCGGAUUUUCUGUCGGCGUUAGUUCUCAGCAUGGAUAUCCGCGUUUUCGCCCCGGACAACUACAUUGUGCGCGAAGGGGACAUUGGGUCGGAGCUGUAUAUGAUCCACCGCGGUUUUGUUGAGUAG